AUGUCUUUCAGCAUCCGCAACACUCUCGCCUUGGGCGCCUUCUCUGCCCUCGCCGCCGCUCAGACGGUAGCCCCCAAGCUCGACGCAACCUGUGCUGAUGUAGUCAUCUUCAUGGCUCGUGGCAACAACGCGCCUUACCAUGACAGCCGCACCUUUCCGUUCGUCCAGGCGACCUGCGACAAACUCAGAGCCCAGGGCAAGACCUGCGACCACAUCGACAUCCAGUACGACGUCACCCUAGGCGCAGAUUACUGCAACCAAGUCGCCGAAGGCGCCCGCAACGGCAUUUCCCAGAUUACUGCCUUCAAUGCAAAGUGCCCUUGCACUCAUAUUGUGGUCAAUGGCUACUCCGAGGGUGCCCACGUUGUUGGUGAUGUCUUGGGUGGACCUGGUGGAUGCACUUUUGUUUCCACGGGUCUUGAUAAUACCUCUUCUGCUGGCAAAGCGAUUGCGGCCGCUCUUGUUUGGGGCGAUGUCAUGCAUACCGCCAACCAGCCUUACAACGUGCUUGACGGCGCGGACAAGCAAAAGGGCAACGGGCGCAGCGCAGACGACCUUGCGCGUAUGAACCGCUACUCCUCAGUCCUCCGCGCCUAUUGCGCCGCUGGCGACCCAAUCUGUGCUGGCGGUAACGUCAUUGCCGACCAUCUGAACUACUUCGAGCUCUACACCGACGACGCUUCUUCUUGGGUUGUAUCCAAGAUUGAC
Molecule: messenger RNA, 708 nt
Organism: Cucurbitaria berberidis CBS 394.84
Lineage: Eukaryota; Fungi; Ascomycota; Dothideomycetes; Pleosporales; Cucurbitariaceae
Product: carbohydrate esterase family 5 protein
Exons: 2
Molecular function (GO): hydrolase activity
Source: RefSeq, a predicted model, not a curated record